GCGCCUGCGUAUUUAGCAGACGGUGUUUCUGACCGUUUCCAGGCACUUUGACGGCUUUAAAGCGGAUUAAAAUGGCUGUUCCCGCCAUGUAAGUUCCUGUGGACAGCAGCAGCGCUCAGUAGCAGGGUUUGAUUGGUUCCAGGUGUUCCAGGUGUUCCAGGUGUUAUGAACAACUAUGAGGUCAUCCGUCAGAUCGGAGAGGGUGCGUUUGGUAAAGCCUUCCUGGUCCGAGACAAAGGGGGGGGUGGAGACAGACAGUGUGUGGUCAAACAGAUCAACCUCAGAAAGAUGUCAGCGCGGGAAAAGGAAGCGUCUCAGAAAGAGGUGACGCUGCUGUCCAAGAUGAAACACCCGAACAUCGUCGCCUUCAUCGGCUCGUUCCAAGAUGGAGGCAGCCUGUGUAUAGUGAUGGAGUACUGCGACGGAGGAGAUCUGAUGAAGAAGAUGAACCUGCAGAGAGGAGUCUUCUUCACUGAGCAGCAGAUCGUGGACUGGUUUGUUCAGAUCUGUCUGGGUCUCAAACACAUCCACGACAGGAAGAUCCUCCACAGAGACAUCAAAGCUCAGAAUAUCUUCCUCACCAACGGAGGGAUGAAAGCAAAGCUGGGAGACUUUGGAAUCGCAAGAAUGUUGAAUAACACCAUGGAGUUGGCCAGGACCUGUGUGGGGACACCGUACUAUCUCUCCCCAGAGAUCUGUGAGAGUCGUCCCUACAACAACAAGACGGAUAUCUGGUCUCUGGGCUGCGUCCUGUAUGAACUCUGCACCCUGAGGCAUCCAUUUGAGGGCAGCAGUCUGCGGCAGCUGGUCAGUAAGAUCUGCAGGGGGCGCUACAACCCAGUACCCAGCCGCUACUCCUACGACCUUCGGCUGCUGGUCACCCAGCUGUUCAAGGUGAUGAUGUCAGUCAGCCCCCGGGACCGGCCCUCGGUCAGCUCUGUCCUCAGACGUCCCUACCUGGAGAAGCACAUCAGCAGACACCUGGAGCCACAGGUGAUGCAGCAGGAGUUCAACCACGCGGCGCUGUGUGGAAACAGAGCAGCAAACACACACACAGAGAAGAAGUCCAGACCUGCUCAGAGACCCGCCCUGAACAGACGGCCUGCUAAACCAGACUGGAGAGUCCCUCUCAGAGCCUACACCCCCCCUCCCUACAAAAGAGGACGAGCAGCUGCAGGCAGAGCGCUCUCAGGGCAGAACAACCACAGGUUGAACGAGCAGCAGCCGGUCAGCCAUUACCAGCACUACCACGCACAGCUGGACGCCUUCCAGAGGAGGAACCAGGAGGACGUCCUUCCUCCUGCUCCUCCUCCUCCUCUUCAGGAGCGCUGUGAAGACCUCGCUGUGGAACCAUACCAGCUUGUGGCUGCAGCUCGUAACGAGUACCUGCAGAGGAGACACGACGCCAACCAGUACAAACUGAGAGCAGAGAAACAGCUGGGUCUGCGUCCGUGUACAGCCGAGCGCAACAGGAAGCCCGGCGGUCAGGAGCAGGAAGUGGGACAACACCAACAUGAACCUCCGGACAGGAAGCAGGAGGGACGGCAGGAGUACCUGCGUCAGCUGGAGGCCAUCAGACAGCAGUAUCAGCACGAGAUGAGACAGAGGAGGCUGAGAGCUGAAGCAGAGGCUCAACCACACAAACAAGCAACCUUUGUGGUGGACAAACCCAGAGAGCCUCCUGCAGACGGUAAAGAGCAGCAGAGAGCUCCACCUGCUCAGGACGUUGGAGCUGCUCUGAGGAAGAUCAGAGAGGAGCACAGAGCUCAGAGGAGAGCACUGGAGAGGAAACACAGAGACAAGAAGGGAAUCAUGUUUGAGAUCCGGCUGGACGAUGAAGAGAUGGAGGAGGAAGAGGAGGAAAAGGUGGGUGAUGGUCAGAUGCAGGAGGAAGUGGAUCCUCUGAACCAGACUCUGAGCUUCCAGGAGGGCGAGGAGUUGAAGCUCAGGGAUUGGUCGGAGGUGAGGAGGGGGUGGAGCCAGAGGACUCCUCACACUCUGCUGGACGCGCUCGCCAACAUGGAUGUCAACUCCGUCUACAGCACGGCGGUGGAGGCUGAACGAGGUGAGGAGGCGGCAGGUCGCAGGCAGUGGGUGGACGGCGCCCCGAACACUCUGCUGAACGCUCUCGCUCAGGCUGAACUCACAUCAUCAACCCUGGACUCAGUGACUGCAGACUUAGAGCCAGAGGAGGACCGAGCAGCAGAGGAGGAGGACCGAGCAGCAGAGGAAGAGGAGGACUCUGAUGUGGAGAUGGAUGAAGAGCGUCUGGAGCCGAGAUCAGAUGAUGAUGACACGAACUUUGAGGAGUCGGAGGACGAGCUGAGGGAAGCGGUGGCGGACUCCAUGCAGAACCUGUUCAUCCCGGAGGACGGGAGCUCGGACGAGGCCGAGAGGGCAGCGGUGGAAGACGGGAGGGAGCAGAGUGAGGACUCCCAACGGGUCCAGCCGGAGGUCGAGGAUUCACGUUCAGACGCUGCCGCCACCACCGCCGCCGCCGCAGCCACCACCACUGGACCGACUGGGGUCGUUUCCACUGAGGCUGAAGAAGGCGAAGCUGCUUCAGAUACGCAGCAUCAGACUUCCUGAGUGCUAGAGGCUUUAAUCUGAGUGAGUCGGACAAUAAGACAGUCUCUCCUCAUUCAACCUGCAGACACUGAAACUCUAAUGAUUAUUUAUCAGGAUCAGGAGGUUCCUGUUAUAACUAAAUUACUGAGAGAAUUCUUCAAAUUAAAGCUCCUCUGUGGAGCGCUGUGGAGCAGUUAUAAAGGCACUGACUGAUAUCAAUAACACACAGAAACACUGAAUGUAAAGCUGUAAGGCCUCAAUGUGCCUCACACACAGACAGGUAAACAGGGCGUCUCACUGCCCGACGGUGUGGACUAUUUUGUCCUUUGAUGUUAGUGUUUCUACUGUGGGUUGCAGCAAUAAAUGGUUUUAAUUGUGUUUAAUUGGAA
Dicentrarchus labrax (European seabass) is the source of this 2957-nucleotide messenger RNA. RefSeq names its product serine/threonine-protein kinase Nek5-like. Gene Ontology annotation, biological process: protein phosphorylation. Gene Ontology annotation, molecular function: ATP binding; protein kinase activity. NCBI's taxonomy places the organism in Eukaryota, Metazoa, Chordata, Actinopteri, Moronidae. The transcript is spliced from 24 exons. The coding region runs from base 166 to 2589 and encodes 807 amino acids. The record is from RefSeq and is a predicted model, not a curated record.